CCAUGGCCAAGAGAAAGUCAAAGAAGCAACAAGAAGACACCUCAGUUCUGCUGGAGCCAUCAGCGCAGCAGUCUAAAAGAAAGAUAAAGUCAUAUGCUUCAUCAGCUCUGUUGUUGUUCAUCAUUACCUUCACAAUUGGGGCCUCUGUAAUGGGGUGGUUUUGUGUGCAACACCAGCAGACCCUUGACCAACUGUCAGAGUCUUUCACAACAAUGCAAAACAGGAUCACAAACUUCCAGCAGGUGAUGGAGAUGACGGACUCACAGCCGGAUACAGGUUUGGUUAUGGAGGAGAGGAUCUUUGCCCUGGAGGAGGCUCAGAAACAGGCUCAGCAGAAAGUUGAGGUUGCCCUGUCAACAUCAGAGAAGUUGAAACACAACGACUUCGACUCUCAGCUUUUGGCCCUCCACGCUGAGAUGAAUACCAGAUGGGAAGAGAUUAAGCAGGUCGCCCUGUCCGUCACAACUCUGCAGGCCAUGUUCAAUAACCAGAAUGAGGAGUUUGAGGCCAUGAAGGAGAGUGUUGUGGCGGGUUUGAGCUCCAGCUCAGCACUGGCUGCUAAGGUGGCUGGGCUGACCAGUGCUGUAGACAGUGCAUGCUCCAGAGCUGAUGAGCAAGUUGCAUUGGUGGAGGCUCUUAAUGCACAGUUGGAGGGACACGCUUCUGAGCUAAAUGAUCUGAAAGGGUCGCUGUAUCUUCAUAAUGUAGCACUUUAUACAAACACCCAGGAGAUGGUUGCAAUAAAGGAACUUGUUGCAGCGAAGCAGGCCAUGCGUGCCCAGGCUUUGGAAGAGAUGCUUAGUUCAGUUCAGAUGACUCUGGAUGAGCAGUUUUUCACUUCAAAGACCCUCCAUAGCAGCAUCAUGGCUCAGCUGCAAAGUUUUCACUCCAAGUUGGCAAACGGACCUUCCUGGUCAAUGAAACUUAACUCAAAUGCGGAGGGCCCUGCAGCAGAGGAGUUCAUCUCCACUACAGCACAGAAUGCCACAGAGGUACAGGAGAAGCUAGAAGAUGUUGAAGAAGAGGCUGAGCAGGAGGAUGCUGAAGAACAGGUGGAGGAGGAGGCGAUGGAGGAGAAACAGCCACUGCAACAGGAAGUGGAGGGAGACGUAACAGAAGAGGAAGAGGAAAUUACAGGACAGAGUGAGGAACAGGAAGAUGCUGGUGAGACAGCAGAAGAGGAGCUCGCAGCAGACUCUUUAGAGGGUCACGAGACUUCGGAAGAUGAAGUAUUGGAAGAUGUUGUGGAGAGGGAGACUGUGGAGGAAGAGUCAGUUGAAUUGAAUAGUGAGGUUGUGAUGGAUGAAGAUGGAGAGGAUGAGUAGUUGUAAAUGAAAUGUUCCAGUAGACUGGAAACCAGUAAAACACUGCAGCACCACCACUACUGUAUAGUUCACGUGACUGUGAUGUUAAAGUCUUAUCUAUAUAGAUGACAGGGAACCAUUUUUAUAUACAGCACACUUUCUUUAAAUAAUAGCUUUAAAUGAUUUCUACUAUUUGUUAUAUUCCACAGGGGUGGGGUUGACUGACAUAUAGAUUGUGUCAGUUGAGAUGUCCAUCACAAAAAAAUAUUAUUGUCUAUAUAGUCAGAUUCCAGCCAUAUAAGGCUUUUUAUGGUUUUUACUUACCUUCAACAUGCAGCAUGGUAUCAGAAAUUACAUUUUUUUAUACAUUUAAGUCUUGACAACAUGUAUGAUGAUUGCUAUUGUUAUUGCGAUAUGAAUCGAUAAGAGCAUGGAAAGGGUUGGGGGGGGUGAAAUAUAAAAAUAAGAAAAUGUGAAAUGGCCCAGGUUAGUGAGAGUAAACUGUCGAUGUAAAUGACAAUUUAUGAAAAAUAAUUUAAACAAUUUUGGCUCAAAAUUAGCUUAUGACAUUUUUAAAUUAUGUAGAAAAACUCAUUUUAAUAAAUUAAAUUAUUUAUUUGAGGUUAAAUUCAUUAUAAUUCAGCUAUAUACAAAUUACAAUAUUAACAGAGUAUAUAACGUCAAUUGUUUUUGCAAUAUGAAAGAGGAAAUGAAUGUGACUGGAUUCAUAGGUUGUAAUUUAACACGUGUACAUGAGUAGUGCCUUACACUGUGAAGUUAUUUAUGGUACAAGUGUACGUACUGUACAUGUGAGUACAUAUGAUUCCAUUGGUACAUGCUGUUCUCUUGUCAUGAAGCUCUUUUGUGAAAGGUUGAAGUACUCUUUUCUGCCAGCAGGUGGUGCCUGAUUGCCACCUUAAUAAUAAAGAACUAGA
Molecule: messenger RNA, 2239 nt
Organism: Thunnus maccoyii (southern bluefin tuna)
Lineage: Eukaryota; Metazoa; Chordata; Actinopteri; Scombriformes; Scombridae
Exons: 4
Coding region: 3-1325 (440 amino acids)
Source: RefSeq, a predicted model, not a curated record